Molecule: messenger RNA, 1058 nt
Organism: Peromyscus leucopus (white-footed mouse)
Lineage: Eukaryota; Metazoa; Chordata; Mammalia; Rodentia; Cricetidae
Gene: Frg1
Product: FSHD region gene 1
Exons: 9
Coding region: 192-965 (257 amino acids)
Cellular component (GO): striated muscle dense body; catalytic step 2 spliceosome; nucleolus
Molecular function (GO): actin filament binding
Source: RefSeq, a predicted model, not a curated record
CCCUCCGCGGCCGCCGUAGCGGCUCGGCCACGGUAAACAGGAAGUGGGGGCUUCCGUAGCGCAGAGCUGGAGGAGGCGGAGGGUCGGUGAGGGACUCCCUCCUCUCCCGCCGUUAGAGCCCGCUCUCCGUCCUUCGCUACGUCCUCCCGCCGGUCUACAGGGACUCGGCUGCCACCUCUGAGUGCCGAGCCAUGGCCGAAUACUCCUAUGUCAAGUCCACCAAACUCGUGCUCAAGGGUGCGAAGGCCAAGAGUAAAAAGAAGAAGAACAAGGAUAAGAGGAAACGGGAAGAAGAUGAGGAAACUCAACUUGAUAUUGUGGGAAUCUGGUGGACUGUAUCCAACUUUGGGGAGAUUUCAGGAACCAUUGCCAUUGAAAUGGAUAAAGGAGCCUAUAUCCAUGCCCUGGACAAUGGCCUUUUUACACUGGGAGCUCCGCACAGAGAAGUGGAUGAGGGCCCCAGUCCUCCAGAGCAGUUUACUGCCGUCAAAUUGUCUGAUUCCAGAAUUGCCCUGAAAUCUGGCUAUGGAAAAUACCUUGGUAUAAAUUCAGACGGACUUGUUGUUGGGCGUUCAGAUGCAAUUGGGCCCAGAGAACAGUGGGAACCAGUAUUUCAAGAUGGGAAAAUGGCUUUAUUGGCCUCAAAUAGCUGCUUUAUUAGGUGUAAUGAAGCAGGCGACAUAGAAGCAAAGAAUAAAACAGCAGGAGAAGAAGAGAUGAUAAAGAUUAGAUCCUGUGCUGAAAGAGAAACCAAGAAGAAAGAUGACAUCCCAGAAGAAGACAAAGGGAAUGUGAAGCAGUGUGAAAUCAACUAUGUAAAGAAAUUUCAGAGCUUCCAAGACCACAAACUCAAAAUAAGCAAAGAAGAUAGUAAAAUUCUUAAAAAGGCUCGGAAAGAUGGAUUUUUGCAUGAGACACUUCUGGACAGGAGAGCCAAAUUGAAAGCUGACCGAUACUGCAAAUGACGGAGAUGUUUUUGUGUUGCUUUGGUUUUUUUGUUGUUGGGGGGGGGGGUGUUGUCUGUCUGUUUUCAUCCUGAAUAAAAAUAUUCAGUACAA